This is a messenger RNA of Colletotrichum destructivum, 2721 nucleotides long. RefSeq names its product Putative glycoside hydrolase, family 2, glycoside hydrolase family 2, catalytic. Gene Ontology annotation, molecular function: hydrolase activity, hydrolyzing O-glycosyl compounds. The coding region runs from base 1 to 2721 and encodes 906 amino acids. The record is from RefSeq and is a predicted model, not a curated record. Lineage: Eukaryota; Fungi; Ascomycota; Sordariomycetes; Glomerellales; Glomerellaceae. The transcript has a single exon. Gene Ontology annotation, biological process: carbohydrate metabolic process.
AUGUCACCUCGACGAGCUAUACCAACACAAGCCUUCGGGCUGACUCUACUGAGUCUUCUAUUGCUCUUCCUCGGCCCCGCAGAAGCACGAUCACUCCAUCCUCGACAGAACACGUCUACCACGACCAGAGAGCGCGUCAGCAUCAACAAGGGCUGGCGCUUCUGGCGCUCCGAGUUCAACCCGGACGGCCUGAUCUACGACCACCGCCCGGACCUCGAGAACCUGACCGACGUGUACGUGUUGAAGCCCUGGAUCCUGCCCUCGGCCAACGACUUCAUCAACGACCCGGCGCAGCACCAUGAGCGUCCCGACGCCGAGCCGGCCCGCAACGUGUCGUACGCCGCCAAGGGCUUCGACGACGGCGCGUGGGAGAUGGUGAACCUGCCGCACGACUGGGCCAUUGCAGGCCCGUUCUACACGGAGGAAGACCCCAUCAUCGGCGGCGGCAUGGGCCGGCUACCCGUGCAUGGCGUGGGAUGGUACCGCCGCUCGUUGGCUUUCAACCCAGCAGACGAGGGCAAGUCCGUGUUUCUCGACGUCGACGGCGCCAUGUCGUACGCCAUGAUUUGGCUCAACGGCUACCUAGUCGGCGGCUGGCCGUACCCGUACAACUCGUUCCGGCUGGACCUGACGCCGCACCUGAAGCCAGGCGAGGAUAAUAUCCUGGCCAUCCGCCUCGACAACCCGCCGGACUCGGCGCGUUGGUACCCGGGCGGAGGUAUCUACCGCAACGUCUGGCUGACCAAGGUCAACCCGGUCCACGUCGGGCAGUGGGGCACGUACAUCGUCUCGAAAGACGUCUCUGCCGAGUCGGCCACCUUGGACUUGGUCGUCGAGGUUGAGAACAGCGGGGAGGCGGACGAGGAGGUCCAAGUGGCCACCGACGUCCACGUCCUCGACGCUUCGACCGGCCAACCCGGAGACAAGGUUGCCGAGUUCCCCCGAUCAACCAUCUCCGUCUCGGCCGGCGGCGGCAAAGAGCAGGUCACGGGCUCGACCUCCAUCGUCUCCCCGCUACUCUGGGGCCCGCCGCCCUCGCAGACGCCGCAUCGAUACGUCGCCGUGACGACCAUCACGGCGGGCGGCAGGACGGUCGACAGCUACGAGACGCGGUUCGGCAUCCGGUCCAUCACGUACGACGCCAACCGCGGCAUCCUCGUCAACGGCGAGUACGUCCGGCUCCAGGGCGUCAACCAGCACCAUGACCUCGGGGCCCUCGGCGCGGCCUUCAACACGCGCGCCGCGGAGCGGCAGCUCGACGUGCUCGCGGAGCUCGGCUGCAACGCGAUCCGGAUGGCGCAUAACCCGCCGGCGCCGGAGCUGCUCGAGCUGACGGACGGCAAGGGGAUCCUCGUGGUGGACGAGAUCUUCGACUCGUGGUACCGCAACAAGACGGACAACGACUUCCACCUCAUCUUCGCCGACUGGCGCGAGCCGGACCUCCGGGCCGUGAUGCGCCGGGACCGGAACCACCCGUCGGUCAUUAUGUGGAGCUUCGGCAACGAGGUCUCGGAGCAGCAGAUCGGCGACCCGGGCACCGUCCCCGCGCGGGAGCUGCACGGCAUCGUCGGCGACGAGGACCCGUCGCGGCCGUCGACGGCGUCGAUGAACUUCGCCAAGCCGAACAUGUCGUUCCCGACGGCCAUGGACGUCAUCAGCCUCAACUACCAGGGCGAGGGCAUCCGCGACACGCCCAACUACUCCUUUCUCCCCGGCGUCCGCACGCACCCGCUCUACGCUGACUACCAUGCCGCGUUCCCGGACAAGGUCAUCCUCGGCAGCGAGACGGCGUCGACGCUGAGCACGCGCGGCACGUACAUCUUCCCCGUGGCCGACUCCUCUGGCGCCCCCGUCAACGACACGUCCGGCGGCAACUCGACGACGCGACAGGUCAGCGCGUACGAGGUGUACUCGGCCAACUUCGGGUCGUCGCCGGACAAGGUGUUCGCGGCGCAGGACGCGCACCCCUUUGUCGCGGGCGAGUUCGUCUGGACGGGCUGGGACUACGUCGGCGAGCCGACGCCGUACUACGGCGCGCGCAGCUCGUACUCGGGCAUCGUCGACCUCGCGGGCUUCAAGAAGGACCGCUUCUUCCUGUACCAGGCGCGCUGGCGGCCCGACCUCCGGUUCGUCCACGUGCUGCCGCACUGGAACUGGCCGGACCGCGUCGGCGAGACGACCCCCGUGCACGCAUUCACGUCGGCGGACGAGGCGGAGCUCUUUGUCAACGGGGUCUCGCUGGGCCGCAAGACGAGAGCCGCGGGGGAGUACCGUUUCCGGUGGGACGAGGUCCGGUACGCGCCGGGCGAGGUGAGGGUCGCGACGUAUAAGGACGGCGCCGCGUGGGCGGAGGAGACGGUGCGGACGGUCGGCGAGGCGGCGGAGCUGCGGGCGUCGGCGGACCGGACGGCCAUCCGGGCCGACGGCCUGGACCUGGCGUUCGUCACGGUCGAGGUGCGGGACGCGGCGGGGGACCUGGUCCGGUUCGCGGACGACGCCGUCACGUUCUCGGUCAGCGGCCCUGGGCAGAUCGUGGCGACGGACAACGGCGACCCGGCGGACCUGGUUGCGUUCCCGUCGUUGGAGCGGCGGGCGUUCAGCGGGCUCGUGUUGGCGAUUGUGCGUUCCGAGGAGGGCGUCGCCGGGGAGAUCCGGGUGACGGCGUCCGGGGAGGGCCUAAAGAGCGCCGAGGUUGUCAUCACGACGCACCUAUCUUGCUGA